Anoplopoma fimbria (sablefish) is the source of this 918-nucleotide messenger RNA. RefSeq names its product olfactory receptor 6N2-like. Gene Ontology annotation, biological process: G protein-coupled receptor signaling pathway. Gene Ontology annotation, cellular component: membrane. The record is from RefSeq and is a predicted model, not a curated record. Gene Ontology annotation, molecular function: G protein-coupled receptor activity; olfactory receptor activity. The coding region runs from base 1 to 918 and encodes 305 amino acids. NCBI's taxonomy places the organism in Eukaryota, Metazoa, Chordata, Actinopteri, Perciformes, Anoplopomatidae. The transcript has a single exon.
AUGGAUAAUACAUUAAAUGUGACAUAUAUAACUUUUGGUGGGCAUGUGGAAGUGCAGAAAUAUAGAUAUCUUUAUUUUGUGAUUAUGUUUACAGCGUAUAUUUUAAUAAUUAGCAGUAAUUUCACUAUUGUGGGCAUCAUAAUGAUUAACAAAUCCCUCCAUGAGCCAAUGUACAUUUUCAUUGCAGCCUUGUUAAUCAACUCUGUUGUUUUCAGCACUACUAUCUACCCAAAGCUUUUGAUUGACUUUUUAUCAGAAAAACAGAUCAUAUCUUAUCCAGCCUGUCUCUUCCAGUGGUUUAUAUAUUACUCUCUAGGCUGUUCGGAAUUCUUCCUGUUGUCGGUCAUGGCUUAUGAUAGAUAUGUAUCUAUAUGUAACCCUCUGCAAUAUCCAACCAUCAUGAGAAAAACAACUGCUAAUAUUUUGCUGAUUGUUGCUUGGAUUCUGCCUGCUUGUCAGGUUUCAGUAGCAAUGUUAUUGAGUGCAAAGGAAAAAAUCUGUCACUUUAUUUUGAAAGGAAUAAAUUGCAACAGCACAGUUCAAAACCUUCACUGUGUGAGGUCAGGCGUGGUGAAUAUUUAUGGCUUGUUUGUUUUUGUGAGUGCUAUAUGUCUCCCUGUGCUCUUCAUACUUUUUACAUACAGCAGGAUACUUGUGAUAUCGUACCGAUGUAGAGGAGUCAGGAGAAAAGCUGCACAGACCUGUUUACCCCAUCUGCUGGUUCUAAUCAACUUUCUCUGUUUAACUAUGUAUGAUGUACUUCUUGCUCGACUGGAACAGGAUUUUCCCAUAAUUAUACGUUUUAUAAUGGCUUUGCAAUUAGUAAUAUAUCAACCUCUAUUAAAUCCAAUCAUUUAUGGACUAAAAAUGAAAGAAAUUUAUAAACACCUCAAGAGGCUGUUCUGCAAAAUGGUCUAA